This is a messenger RNA of Ostrea edulis (European flat oyster), 2569 nucleotides long. Its product is annotated as tripartite motif-containing protein 2-like. Gene Ontology annotation, molecular function: ubiquitin protein ligase activity; translation repressor activity; zinc ion binding. The transcript has 2 exons. The record is from RefSeq and is a predicted model, not a curated record. Bases 225 to 2345 code for a protein of 706 amino acids. Gene Ontology annotation, biological process: negative regulation of translation; proteasome-mediated ubiquitin-dependent protein catabolic process; protein polyubiquitination. NCBI's taxonomy places the organism in Eukaryota, Metazoa, Mollusca, Bivalvia, Ostreida, Ostreidae.
UGUCGUGAUUGUUCACUUGAUCAAUGAAUAGUUUCUCUGUUGAUUUAUUUAUAUAGUCUGAGAUCAUGCCUCCCACAUUCCAGGUACAAAUGUUCAAGCACGUUUCUAUUCUACUCAUUAUAGAGUUUUGUGCAAUUGUUGUUCAAAACGUUAGGAUAAAAGAAAAAAUGAAAAACGAUAUGAAAAAAUAUUGAUAACAAUAAUCAGACACACGCCCACAAGCCAUGGACCCAUGUAGCGGUGCUCAGGAUAUCAUGAGGUGUGACCUCUGCGACACAACAGCGGUACACAUGCACUGCGGGACGUGCCUCACCAACCUGUGCAAGUCCUGUGUUGGAGACCACAUCUCAAUGGAAGAGUCCAUGGAUCACAAAGUUGUGAGAUAUCAAUCCAGAAAAUCCGGGUCUUUGUACAUGUCAUGUGCAUCUCACAGGGCGAGACGAUGUGGGGUGUACUGUUCACAUUGUGACAAACCCGUCUGUUCUGUCUGCCUAGCGUCUGGCGAUCACACGGGUCACACAGUAUCACAGCUCCUAGACGUUUUCAACAGCAGAAGAGGAUCGAUACUGAAAGAAAACAGGGAUCUGGAAGACGACAUUUUACCAACCUACGAACAGGAAGCGUUGGAGGCCAAGAGCAGAAUGAGUUUGCUUGAGAAUCAACACAGGGACCGUUUAGCAUACAUAUCGGAGCAUGGCCUGAAAUUUCACAAGGAAGUCGAAAACGUUGUUACUGAUCUCAAACGACGAGUCAGCGAAGCGAAGCGGCAACAGCUGGAGACUCUAGAGAAACAUUUGGCUGAAAUUUACCAAACAAUCUCUUUGAUUCGACAAACAGUAAGUGAAAACGCAGAAAUGUUGGAGUCAUUGGAACUUUCUAAAAGUUUUCAACAAGAAAACAUGAAUGAAUUUAAACUCCCCCCUCCUAAGUAUUGUCCGUCUUUACCCCAGUUUAAACCAAACCAAAUCGGAAUAGAGCAGUUAUCCAUGCUAUUUGGAACUUUGUCGAAAACUCCAUAUAACGACAUAAUCACGGAAACGCCAACAACCGGCGCCACAGAUAAUUCUCCGAGUACUGAGAACGAAUAUAUCUCUGAUCUAGAGGAUCCAAUCAACGAACCAAAAACCACCGAGCACCACUUCUUCAAUCAAAAACAUGGUGAAGCAGAAGAGCAUGUCACAGAUAUGACUGAAUCAGAUCAUGAACCCGAGGUUUAUGUUCCAAACUAUCGGAUUAUGAAUAAAACAAAGAAAGAGAUUAGAGCACCAGGUCCUUCUCCAAAAUUACCGGAAGCUGAUCCAGCGCCAAACACUCGGUCCAAAUUACCGGAAGUUGAUUCAGCGCCAAACACUCGGCCCAAAUUACCGGAAGCUGAUACAGCGCCAAACACUCGGCCCAAAUUACCGGAAACUGAUACAGCGCCAAACACUUGUCCAAAAUUACCGAAAGCCCAAUCCGUACCACCAGUGGUCAAAGAACCACAUAAUCGUGAUCCCAGUCAGACAUCGCUUAAAUCUGUCAAUUCGUCUGUCGAGAACUUUUUCGUGGAACCGAUAAUACUUGGGACGAUGGACACCGACUACUCAAUGUUGUACAACGUGACCGGUCUUAGUUGCGAGGAGAUAUGGACUAGCGGAAAUGGCCGUUUCAUGAAAUUGUAUAGCAUCAGUCAAGGUCUUCUACUAAAGAAAGUUAGAACGGAGUCAAAAAAUACUCCCACAGAUAUCGCUGUAACGAACAACGGGGAUUUAGUGUACACUGACGGGGAGAGAAAGACGAUCAAUGUUCUGAAGCGUGAUACGAUAGAGGAGAUGAUCAGACUGAAGAACUGGAAACCUCUCAACAUCUACAGCGCCUCCUCUGGUGACCUCCUCGUCACGAUGCACAGUGAUGACUAUAAACAGGCAAAAGUCGUUCGUUACUCUGGAUCCGACGAGAAACAAACCGUUCAAUUUGAUGAGCGGGGCAGGGCUUUGUACUCCUGUAACAGCAAAAUUAAAUACGUCACGGAAAACGAAAACUUAGACAUCUGUGUGGCUGAUCAAGGAGCAAAAACGGUCGUAGUAGUCAACCAUGCCGGGAAAUUGAAAUUCACGUACACUGGACAUACUCCUGCUCCCAAGAACAAAUCAUACCGUCCGUAUGGAAUCGCCACAGACAGCCGCGGAAACAUUCUUACAGCAGACGAUUACAAUCAGUGUGUUCACGUCAUUGACCGGAAUGGGAAGUUCCUCGCAUACAUAGAGUGUGGAUUACGAUAUCCCUGGGGACUUUAUGUAGACACAAACGACAACCUUUUGGUUGCAGAGGAUACCAAAGUUGCAAAAAUUCGUUAUCUGAAUUAGAAAGUCUAUCAACUGCUUAUCUUUUAGUGCAAAAUAUGCGUUAUGCCACAGGGGCUCGUCACGAAUUGACCCUCUCUAUUCUAUAUUCACACUGUAAAUAUAGAAUAGACGAUGUCAAAUGUUAAUAUCACAAGACAAAAGUUUCGUUACGAGCCCCAUGUGGUUAUGCUGGAAAAUUUUCCUCUUCCUCAAAUCACUUGAAUUUCAAUGAAAAUUGAUUUGCA